ACAAAAUAUAUCCCAAAUGAACAAUUGUUAAAACAAAAUGAAGGUGGAAAUUCUGUAGAUAUUGUAUGAUCCUUUAUUGUAUGUCUGGAAGUAUUGCUUUUCAUUAUUUUUGUGCGUUAUUUACUGCGUUUGGUUUUGUGUAUAUGAUAUUUGGCCAGCAUAACGAGAGUCUGUGUGAGAAAACAGAGAUCUUUGCUAAUGGAGGGGUGUCUCUCAGUGUGUGUCGCAAUGUGAGUGUAUGAGGAAGCAGAGAGAGAGAGAGAGAGAGAGAAGUGUACUUAUUGAAAGAUUUACGCUGUUGACAACGCUGCAGUGCCUCACAUUUCGGGACAUUUUAGCGCAGAUACUGUAGUUUGACCGCCUCUCACUCUCAUUUACAGAAAUUGAUCAGCUGGUUCCCAAAAGUGAAACUGUUUCAGCCCCACGAGCGCGACGCGGCUGAUCGGAGGUCCGCUGAUCCAAACCGGAGCUGGAGCCAUGGCCAAAUACGAUCAUAAGUUCAUUGUUUUGAUGUUAGGAAGUAAUUGCGUCGGGAAAACGUGCCUCUUCCACAGAUCCGUCGAUGGCACGUUCAAAGCAAACUCAACAGCCACUAUCGGUCUUGACUUCAAAAACAAAAUGUUUGAGUUGGACGGCAAGAAAAUCUUACUUCAAAUAUUUGACACAGGGGGUUAUCCAUUACACAGAGGAAUAAUUUCGUCCAUGUGCAGAUAUGCUAAGAGAAUCCUUCCCAGUAUACAUUGCACAAUGACUGAAAGCCUGAGAUUCUUGAUGUGUCUAUCAAGAAGAAGGAAGCAAGGAAAGAGAAAUGAGGGCAUCAUGCUGGUGUAUGACGUCACCAGCGAGUGGUCCUUUAACAGCCUGAAGGACUGGAUCAGCUUCAUCGAGGAGCAUGUGCCCUCAGAUGCAGACAGGAUACUUUUGGGAAACAAAUGUGACCCGAACGACAGGAGCCCCAGACAGGUGUGCAGAGAAAGAGGAGAGAUGUUGGCGAUAAAUUGUGGAAUGAGGUUUUUGGAGGUCAGUGCAAAGUCCGGCGUCAAUGUAGAAGAGGCCUUUUUCACUCUCGCCCGGGACAUCAUGACGAGACUCAAUAAGUAAAUGGUGGGUUGAACGAUAAUGCGCCCGGCGGUGGAGGAUGUUCCCUUUUGUAGGCGGAGUCUGGAGCCGUGGGACGCUCUGAUUGGUCCUCGUGGCGUAUAGGCCUUUUCAAUGGGACACAGCCACAAAAUACAGACUUACCCAAACAAGCUGAAGUAAAACAAGACGGAGGAACACACUAAAGGAAGGGUCUUAUUUUAUUUCUUGUUUAAACUUGAUUAAAUCCUGGAUGGAACAUGAUGCUAUGAUAAUGAGGGACACUUUUUUUUUUGUAAUUUUUUACUUUUGGUGAAUUAUUUGUAUAUUUUAGCAGUAUGUUUAUCACUUCUAUGCAAAUAACCUCAGUUUAUUUUGCUCUUGAACUAAAUAUUUAGUCAAAACGUUGCAUUUUGGGCUUUCCUAUACAUUGAUGCCUUACCUGUGUAUUUUGUUAAAACUUAAAUUGUCACAUUGAGAAAUUAUUGUUGUCAGAACGCUGAGUGAAGUGCAUUUCUUAAACUAAGUAAAAGAAAAUCAUACUUUCUAGUGUUUUUAAUGUGCUGUGAUUUUGGAGCUGUUUGGUCACAUCUAGUGGCAAAAGUGGAAAUUACAAGACAUAUCCUGAGAUUUCCACUUUUAAGAAAUCUCUAUUAAGGAAACAAAAAACAUAUUUCACUUUCUGAUAGUGUUUAUACUGUUUUACAUUUAUUAUGCACAUUUAAAAACUGCUGACUGAAGAAAUUCACAGUACAAAAAUGCCAAAUGUUCUAUUUUUCUGCACACAAUUCCUGGGAAUAUUCUGUAGAUAAUGUAUGUUGUACCGUUUUUUUAUUGUCUGGGAGUAAAUAAAGACAGUUGCUUUAUUACA
Molecule: messenger RNA, 1948 nt
Organism: Boleophthalmus pectinirostris (great blue-spotted mudskipper)
Lineage: Eukaryota; Metazoa; Chordata; Actinopteri; Gobiiformes; Gobiidae
Product: ras-related protein Rab-8B-like
Exons: 8
Coding region: 478-1101 (207 amino acids)
Biological process (GO): cellular response to insulin stimulus; protein secretion; protein localization to plasma membrane
Cellular component (GO): trans-Golgi network transport vesicle; plasma membrane; endosome
Molecular function (GO): GTPase activity; GTP binding
Source: RefSeq, a predicted model, not a curated record